AUGGACGCCGAGAUCCGGGCUGUGCUCCCGAACAUCGAUCCCGUGAUUUCCGAGUACUCGGCUGGCUAUCUAACCCAUGCCUCCACGGCCUGGUCCAGCGAAGAGGACGCCGCAGGGCCGUCCCCGCUUGACGAGGCCGCGUCGGCUAUCACCGAGCUGCUGCUCUCUGCCUCCGGGAGCCAUGGCGCUGCCACCCAGGACAAGAUCCGGAGCCUGGUGGAGAAAUGGGUGGACAGGUAUGCUGCUGCCAGCAACAGCCAGGAGAAGAGGGGCCCCGCGGUCAAGAGGCUCGAUCAGACCAUCCAAGUGAGCGCCCAGCGGAACAUAUCCUCGACGCUGGCGGUUGCCACCGGAUCUGUCGACCUUGAGUCUGCCAAUGCGCGCAAGGUCGAGUCCAAGGUCGACAAGAAGAAGCUCGAGAAGGCCGAGCGCAAGAUUGCCGCCAAGCAGAACAAGAAGACCUUCAAGACGGUCGAGUAUGAGGCCUCGCGCCUCCUCAGCCAGACCGAGUCCGCCCAGUCGUACGAGGAGUUCUACAUGGCCGUGAACCCUCUGCAGAUGGGCCACGGUGGCAAGUCCAAGGACAUCAAGAUCGACAACAUCGACGUGUCGAUUGGAGGGAAUAGGAUCCUGACCGACACGACACUGACUCUCUCCUACGGCCACCGAUAUGGUCUUGUUGGUAACAACGGUGUCGGUAAAUCUACUCUCCUAAGAGCGCUCUCCCGCAGAGAGGUGCCGAUUCCUACCCACAUUUCCAUCUUGCAUGUCGAACAAGAGAUCACAGGCGACGACACUCCAGCACUCCAGGCGGUCCUCGAUGCCGACGUCUGGCGCAAGGUGCUGCUCAAGGAGCAAGCCGAACUCACGAACAAGCUGGCAGAAAUCGAGACUCAGCGAGCCUCGAUGGCGGACACGUCGGUGGAUGCCACAAAGCUCGACAAGGAGCGCGAGGCCCUGGACCAGCGUCUCGGCGACGUCCAAGCGAAACUCGCAGAGAUGGAGUCGGACAAGGCCGAAUCUAGAGCCGCCAGCAUUCUGGCAGGCUUGGGAUUCUCGCCGGAGCGGCAGCAGUUUGCCACAAAAACCUUCUCUGGUGGUUGGAGGAUGCGUCUCGCGCUUGCUCGGGCGCUCUUCUGCGAGCCGGAUCUGCUGCUUCUCGACGAGCCUUCCAACAUGUUGGACGUUCCAUCAAUCACCUUCCUCUCCAACUACCUGCAAGGCUACCCCAGCACCGUUCUCGUGGUGUCCCACGACAGGGCCUUCCUCAAUGAAGUCGCUACCGACAUCAUCCACCAGCACUCCAUGCGUCUCGACUACUACCGCGGUGCCAACUUCGACUCCUUCUAUGCGACCAAGGAGGAGCGGAAGAAGACGGCCAAGAGGGAGUACGAAAACCAGAUGGCGCAGCGGGCCCACCUCCAAGCGUUCAUCGACAAGUUCCGGUACAAUGCCGCCAAGUCGUCCGAGGCGCAAUCCCGCAUCAAGAAGCUGGAACGCAUGCCGGUGCUCGAGCCGCCCGAGGCAGAGUACAGCGUCAAGUUCAAAUUCCCAGACGUCGAGAAGCUGUCGCCGCCUAUCGUCCAGAUGUCCGGCGUCACCUUCGGCUACACAAAGGACAAGAUCCUGCUCAAGAACGUCGAUCUCGACGUCCAGCUCGACUCGCGAAUCGGCAUUGUGGGGCCGAACGGAGCCGGCAAGACCACGGUGCUCAAGCUGCUCAUCGGCAAGCUGCAGCCGACCAGCGGCGUCAUCUCGCAGAACCCGCGCCUGCGCAUCGGCUACUUUGCGCAGCACCAUGUCGAUGCGCUCGACCUCAACGCCAGCGCUGUCAGCUUCAUGGCCAAGACCUACCCCGGCAGGACCGACGAGGAGUACCGCCGGCAACUGGGUGCCUUCGGCAUCACAGGCACGACGGGCUUGCAGAAGAUGGCGCUGCUGUCUGGUGGUCAGAAGUCUCGUGUAGCGUUUGCCUGCCUGGCGCUCACCAACCCCCACAUCUUGGUCAUGGACGAGCCGUCAAACCACUUGGAUAUCGAGGCCAUGGAUGCCUUGGCCGAGGCACUCAAGGAGUUCCAGGGUGGCGUGCUCAUGGUGUCCCACGAUGUCACGAUGCUGCAGACCGUCUGCACAUCAUUGUGGGUUUGCGAGAACGGCACGGUGGAGAAGUUCCCUGGUGAUGUGCAGGCAUACAAGAAGAGGAUCACGGCUCAGGCCGAUGCCGCGGGUGUUGUCAAGGCACAUUAG
Molecule: messenger RNA, 2247 nt
Organism: Chaetomium strumarium
Lineage: Eukaryota; Fungi; Ascomycota; Sordariomycetes; Sordariales; Chaetomiaceae
Product: P-loop containing nucleoside triphosphate hydrolase protein
Exons: 3
Coding region: 1-2247 (748 amino acids)
Molecular function (GO): ATP hydrolysis activity; ATP binding
Source: RefSeq, a predicted model, not a curated record